CAUUACCGGCACUGUUGGAGGUCCGCUCCUCCUGCAGAAUGACGCUGGACGUGGGUGCGGAGGAUGAGCUGCCCGACUGGGCAGCGGCCAAGGAAUUUUACCAGAAAUACGACCCUAAGGACAUCAUUGGCAGAGGAGUGAGCUCUGUAGUCCGCCGUUGCAUUCAUCGAGCUACUGGCCAUGAGUUUGCGGUGAAGAUCAUGGAGGUGACAGCCGAGCGACUGAGUCCUGAGCAGCUGGAGGAGGUGCGAGAAGCCACUCGGCGAGAGACGCACAUCCUUCGCCAGGUCGCUGGCCACCCCCACAUCAUCACUCUCAUCGAUUCCUACGAGUCUUCUAGCUUCAUGUUCCUGGUGUUUGACCUGAUGCGGAAGGGAGAGCUGUUUGACUAUCUUACAGAGAAGGUGGCCCUCUCAGAAAAGGAAGCCAGGUCCAUCAUGAGGUCUCUGCUGGAAGCAGUGAGCUUUCUUCAUGCCAACAACAUUGUGCACCGAGACCUGAAGCCUGAGAAUAUUCUCCUGGAUGACCACAUGCAGAUACGACUUUCAGAUUUUGGGUUCUCCUGCCACUUGGAACCUGGAGAGAAGCUUCGAGAACUGUGUGGGACCCCAGGGUAUCUAGCACCAGAGAUCCUUAAAUGCUCCAUGGAUGAAACCCAUCCCGGUUACGGCAAGGAGGUCGACCUCUGGGCCUGCGGGGUGAUCUUGUUCACACUCCUGGCUGGCUCACCACCAUUCUGGCACCGGCGCCAGAUCCUGAUGUUACGCAUGAUCAUGGAGGGCCGGUACCAGUUUAGUUCACCUGAGUGGGAUGACCGCUCGAACACCGUCAAAGACCUGAUCUCACGGCUGCUGCAGGUGAAUCCUGAGGAGCGCCUGACAGCUGAGCAAGCUUUACAACACCCCUUCUUUGAGCGUUGUGAAGGCAGCCAACCUUGGAAUCUCACCCCCCGCCAGCGGUUCCGGGUGGCAGUGUGGACGGUGCUUGCUGCUGGACGAGUUGCCUUAAGCACCCAACGUGUGCGGCCGCUGACCAAAAGCGCACUGUUGAGAGACCCUUACGCACUGCGUCCAGUGCGGCGCCUCAUCGACAGCUGUGCCUUCCGACUCUAUGGGCAUUGGGUGAAGAAGGGUGAGCAGCAGAACCGGGCGGCCCUCUUCCAGCACCGGCCCCCUGGACCUUUUCCCACUAUGGGCACUGAAGAGGAGGGAGACUCGGCUCCCAUCACUGAAGAUGAGGCCAUGCUGGUACUGGGUUAACUUCUCAGCCCUGAGGACUCUCUAGGAGAAUUUUUGUCAUUCCAGCCCCUCUGGGCUCUGGUCUCAAGCCCCCAGCCUGGCUAGGCGCACCUCUAAUCGUAAAGAUCGGCCCUGCACACCUGUUACCACUGGCCAAGGCUUUAAGAUCAGAGCUGAGGUAGAAGGAAGCCACUCAGAAUGCCAUGCCCAGCCUUGUCAGAGCUGCUAUGCAAUAAAGCCUGCUUCGUGAUAGGAAAGCUGUCUGGUAUCUGGCUUCAGCAGGGAAGCCCAGAAGGUGCUCAGG
Molecule: messenger RNA, 1542 nt
Organism: Condylura cristata (star-nosed mole)
Lineage: Eukaryota; Metazoa; Chordata; Mammalia; Eulipotyphla; Talpidae
Gene: PHKG2
Product: phosphorylase kinase, gamma 2 (testis)
Exons: 10
Coding region: 39-1259 (406 amino acids)
Biological process (GO): protein phosphorylation; glycogen biosynthetic process
Cellular component (GO): phosphorylase kinase complex
Molecular function (GO): phosphorylase kinase activity; ATP binding; calmodulin binding
Source: RefSeq, a predicted model, not a curated record